Teleopsis dalmanni is the source of this 901-nucleotide messenger RNA. Its product is annotated as probable RNA methyltransferase CG11342. Lineage: Eukaryota; Metazoa; Arthropoda; Insecta; Diptera; Diopsidae. The transcript is spliced from 2 exons. Gene Ontology annotation, biological process: negative regulation of pre-miRNA processing; miRNA metabolic process. The record is from RefSeq and is a predicted model, not a curated record. Gene Ontology annotation, molecular function: RNA methyltransferase activity; O-methyltransferase activity. Gene Ontology annotation, cellular component: cytoplasm. The coding region runs from base 101 to 805 and encodes 234 amino acids.
CUGAAUUUUCCAAAAACACUCUUGCUUCGAAAUGUUGUUUUGAUAAAACAAACUUGAAAUGCCAAAAAUGUUACUGAUCUAUGCACGAAGAUGAAUCAAAAUGAUAACCAAUGGAGAAGGUGGCGCUGUACGACAUGGAAAUUUCACAAAUUAUUACGAAUUCAAUUCAGCAGAGGAACGUUUAAAGUUGCUACCAAACAAUGUUUGGACGAAUUGCACUGAAAAACACGAGAAUUCACCUUAUUUGGUACUCGAUGUUGGUUGUAAUUCAGGUGUGCUGACGCAGCUUUUGUGGCAAUAUCUUUCUAAUUGCACAGGACGAAAUGUGUACAUACUAGGUAUUGAUAUGGAUAGUACACUUAUCGAACGGGCAGUGACGCAAAAUAAGCAUCCACAAUAUGUCAGGUAUUCAACAUUGGAUGUAAUGGAAGAAUCAGCAGAACACAACAUUAAUGAGUAUUUACAGUCACACAAGCGAAAGAAAUUUGAUGCAAUUUGUUGUUUUGCUGUAACAAUGUGGAUACAUAUAAAUCAUCAUGAUAUUGGGUUGAAAAAUUUUCUGCAAAAUUUAUCCAAACUGACUGAAUUGUUUGUUGUAGAACCUCAACCUUGGAAGUGUUACCAAACAGCGGAAAGGCGUUUGAAAAAAAUUAAAAACCAAACAUUUCCAUUAUUUUUGGAAUUAAAGUGGCGAACGCAUAUAGAGCAAGAAAUUGAAAAUUUUAUUGUUGCUAAUUUAGGCAGACAAAAAGUGUACGAAUCUAGUUUAACCAAAUGGAGAAGAAAAAUUUGCUUUUAUAGAUAAUAGGCAUAUUUAAAUCGAAAAUUUAUAAAAAUCUCCAGAUAAAUUUAGUUAUCAGUAUUAGCUAAGUUUAUAACAUUGAUAUGAUGUAAAUCACAA